Sitodiplosis mosellana (orange wheat blossom midge) is the source of this 2736-nucleotide messenger RNA. RefSeq names its product LIM/homeobox protein Lhx3 (gene Lim3). The transcript has 6 exons. Gene Ontology annotation, molecular function: DNA-binding transcription factor activity, RNA polymerase II-specific; RNA polymerase II transcription regulatory region sequence-specific DNA binding. The coding region runs from base 1 to 1122 and encodes 373 amino acids. NCBI's taxonomy places the organism in Eukaryota, Metazoa, Arthropoda, Insecta, Diptera, Cecidomyiidae. Gene Ontology annotation, biological process: neuron differentiation; regulation of transcription by RNA polymerase II. Gene Ontology annotation, cellular component: nucleus. The record is from RefSeq and is a predicted model, not a curated record.
AUGGAAUAUAAUUGUUUUUGGUUUGCAGCUACAAUUCCAAGAUGUGGUGGAUGUCAUGAACUCAUUCUAGAUCGGUUUAUAUUGAAAGUUUUGGAAAGAACGUGGCAUGCAAAGUGCUUGCAGUGUAGUGAAUGCCAUGUUCAGCUGAACGAAAAAUGUUUUGCCCGAAAUGGAGCAUUAUUUUGUAAAGAGGAUUUUUUCAAGCGUUAUGGAACCAAAUGUGCUGGAUGUGACUUAGGGAUACCGCCAACGCAAGUUGUGCGGAAAACCCAAGAUUAUGUCUAUCAUCUGCAGUGUUUUUCUUGCACGAUUUGUUCGCGCCAGCUAAACACUGGCGAUGAAUUUUAUUUGAUGGAAGACAGAAAAUUAGUUUGUAAACCGGAUUAUGAAACGGCUAAAUCAAAAGGUUUAUAUAUAGAUGGCUCGUUAGACGGUGAUCAUCCGAAUAAACGACCUCGAACAACAAUUACGGCUAAACAAUUAGAAACCUUGAAAACGGCAUACAAUAAUAGUCCAAAACCAGCUCGCCAUGUUCGUGAGCAGCUGUCACAAGAUACGGGUCUAGAUAUGCGAGUGGUGCAAGUAUGGUUCCAGAAUAGACGGGCGAAAGAAAAACGAUUGAAAAAAGACGCCGGACGCACACGGUGGAGUCAAUAUUUCCGUUCGAUGAAAGGUGGUAGUUCGCCUCGUUUAGAUAAAUUACUCGACAAAGAUGAACUGAAAGUGGAUCUAGAUAGUUUUAGCCACGAUCUAAGUAAUGAUAGCUACAGUACGGUAACGAUGGGCUUAGAAGAUGGCACCUCUCCACAAAGUGGUGGUCGUGUGUCUUCUUAUUUGCAUGGAAGUGGAAAUUCACCGCCAUAUUUAUCCAGCUAUUCACCUCCGCCAAUGGGAUCGGGACACUCAUUCAAAUCAUAUCCAGACAAUAUUGUUUAUACUUCAAUCGAUCAGGGCGGUAAUAAUAUGAGAGGAAUGCGUAGUAGUGGAAUGUCAGAUUUGAGUAAUGAUUCGGAAAGUCCAACACAUGGCUAUCCAGAUUUUCCACCCAGUCCAGAUUCAUGGCUCGGAGAAUCGGUGUCCAGAUCAAAUCAAGCGGUCAACAAUCAAACAUCGGAUUGUUAAAGAGUCCCAUCAGUUGACCGGCAGAGUCAACCAGGAAACCUCGUGUUCGAAUAGGUACCGACACAUGUACAGAAAACAGAUAGGCAGAUGGAUGAAAAAAGGCGUAAGAAACUUAAACAUAUUCGUUUUCUGUGCAGUUGCCAUUGGGUUCACUAUAUUUGUUUUAUCGGUUGCAACUUCAACGAAAUAGAAGCUUUGAAUGAAAAUGUGAAAAAAAGAUCCAAUAUAAAAAAAAUCGUCAGACAAUGAUACCGUAAUUUUAUUUUCCACUGUGCAACAAUUGUAAGAAAUGCCAGAUGAUUCAAUAAAUUGAUCCUUUAAAGCUGUAGAGUCAGAGUCUUAGUCUAUAAAAACACACAACUGCAAAAUGAAUGAAGUUCAAAUAGAAGUCUACAACAAACUUGAUGGAAUGAAUUUGUCUAAAAUAUCAUUUUUGAAUCACAAUGGAGAACGGUACUUCCAACUCUUGAUGAAGACACGUGCCGUGUGUAGUAGCGAUUCAUGAAUAACAAAACUUCGAUCCAAUACACCAUCGAUUUAUCAAAAUUGUAGAAAGAGCCGGCUCAAACCCAGCCGGCCAAUACCGUGAAAAAAAAUGCAUUCGAAUAAUUUAAACAAAAAUCCCCUGGAUAGAGACGAUAGAUUUUAGCAAACAAAAAAAAUCAUUGUAUUAAUUUCAGAUCGCAAAACCAAAAAUCAAAUUAUUAGAUUCAGAAAAGUGUUUUCCGAUAGCUGUCAUAUCCAUUUUGUUUUUCAACUCUUAAACGUGUAUAUGUUCUUUUGAUUUUGUAUGAUCAUUUUGCUAUGGAAUUUAAAUAAAUGCGAUUGCUCAUACCAAAGGCAAAUUCUAAAGAGUACUAUACAUCUUUAGUUAUUGCAGCAUUUCACCAAACGAUUACCCAUUUCUUAAAAUAUAUUGUAAUAUGCAAAUGAAAUUGAUUUUUACCUGUAGAGCAAGAGUUUUCCGUUAAUCAUGUUGGCGUAAUGUGAAAGAAAAAAAAAAUCCACAAGAAAAUCACACAUAAAUACGUGAGUUCAAUUGAUUUUUCUGUUAAGAGUAAUUAAAAACAUUUAAAAUGAAACAAAAAAAAUGUAACGAAUUCGAAAUAUGAUUAAAUUGAUUGUUUGUGCAUAUGAAAAGAAAAAUAUUGAGAAAAAUCCAGUGAAAAAUGUUAUGAUUUCAUUUUGAAAAAAUAAAACAACAAUAGAACAUGAAAAAAAGCUGUAUGUUUAGUAGUACCCUUAUGAACGCUUCGAUAAAUGGCUUAAGUUACUAAACGACGAAGAGAAGAGAGAACAGUAUAAAUAUUGUAAAUACAGAAAAAUUAUGAUGCAUUGCAAAACUAAAUGUAAUUGUCAGUGAUUAUUAUAUUGCUUUAUUUUCCUUCCAUCCUUCUGCAUUUUACUAAUCGGAUCAAUGCAGAACCAUCGAGACUUGUAUAAUUUUUCGAUCUUUAACAUUAUCGGUUGAAUUACGUGAAUUUUUAGAAAUUAAACAUGUAUCAUUUCAAGAUUUUUAGGCUAUCGUUUAAACUAUCUGAUAUGAACAAAACAUCUUUCAAUCAUAUACGUUUUAUUUAUCUUCUAUUCUAGCGGUUAAGAGAAUAAAUUCUU